This is a messenger RNA of Eptesicus fuscus (big brown bat), 744 nucleotides long. RefSeq names its product T cell immunoreceptor with Ig and ITIM domains (gene TIGIT). Gene Ontology annotation, molecular function: signaling receptor binding. Gene Ontology annotation, cellular component: cell surface. The transcript is spliced from 4 exons. The coding region runs from base 1 to 744 and encodes 247 amino acids. Lineage: Eukaryota; Metazoa; Chordata; Mammalia; Chiroptera; Vespertilionidae. Gene Ontology annotation, biological process: negative regulation of interleukin-12 production; positive regulation of interleukin-10 production; negative regulation of T cell activation. The record is from RefSeq and is a predicted model, not a curated record.
AUGUGGUGGUGGCUCCUCCUGAUCUGGGCCCAGGGGCUGAGGCAGGCUCCCCUCCUGGCGUCAGGAGCCGUGACAGGCAGGAUAGGGACCACGGGGAACAUUUCCGCAGAGGAAGGUGGCUCUGUCACCUUACAAUGUCACCUCUCCUCCACCGCGGCCACGGUGACUCAGGUCGACUGGAAGCAGCGGGACCGGUUUCUGGCCAUUCAUCACACCGAGUCCGGGUGGUCCAUCUACCCGGCUUUCCGGGGGCGAGUGGUCCCCCGCCCCAACCUGGGCCUCACCCUGCAGUCGCUGACCACGAACGACACAGGGGUGUACUCCUGCAUCUAUCACACCUUCCCUGACGGCAUUUACCGAGGGAGGCUCUUCCUGGAGGUCCUGCGAAGCUCAGGCGCUGGGCACCGCCCUGGGCUCCUGAUCCCGUUGCUCGGGGUCCUGUUGCUGGUGGUCAUCUGCACGGCGGUCACAGUGGUGGUCACGUUGGCCAGAAAGAAGAAAUUUCUCAGAAUUCGUUCUGCAGAAAGUGGCCUCAGGAGAGUGCCAUGUGGACAGGAGGAAUGGGGGCUCGGGGUUCCGGCCUCCCCUGCAAGCUGCGUCCGGGCAGAAGCUGCAGCUGCCGGCUCAGGCUCAGGCUCGUGCCGAGAGCAGAGGGACGAUGACUAUGACGAGCCGCACGACUACUUCAACGUCCUGAGCUACAGAAGCCUCGGGGACAUCAGCUUCCCCGCAGAGACUGGUUAG